GAGAGAGAGAAAAAGUCAGAGAGCGUGACUGACAGGCCUGUCAUUCGGAAGCAUUUGCUCCCACAGCUGCUGCUGGCAUUGCCAGGUGGCAGUCGAAAGCUUUGUCUGCAUACUGAGCUUUGGGCUUUUCAUUUGGUUGUGAACCGUUACAAAAAUUCUGCCGGAAUUAUUGUCGAUGCCCCCGGACCACACUGCUCCGCCCUACUCACAAGAAACGAGCAGCGGGACCUUAAAUGCCGCUGGUUGGGCGCUGGGCGCCUCAGUUGGUCGCGAGACCUGCGUUGCGUCGGUUGGUUCGCAGCCUGCCAGCCAUCAUCAUUCUCCAGUGGAGUAGUCAGACCGACCCUCCAGUUGGCUGUUGAGCGCUCACUUCAAUUUCAAUUUCAGUCUUCACCCGAUUUACUCCCGGUUCACACCGGAUCGGUUACGGUUCGUUUACGAGUAGUAGUAGUUUUCGAUUCGAUUCGAUUCGAUUGAGCUGAUUCCGGACAUUUCAUUUCCUUGAGUGCGUGCGUUAUAUGUUUUUGUUUAUUUUGUUUUUUUAAAGUGUCCAAUGCCAUCGAUAUCCUGAACUCCCAAAAACCCCUCAACGGCAACGGCAAGAAAGUGUGUUUCCCUUCCAACCAGUUGGUAAAUGUGAUUAGAAAAUGUCACCCACUGAUCUGCAUCCUGGCGGGGGAGCGGCGGACGACUACCAUCUGGCCGCGAGUACCUCUGGUGGCGGCGACGGUGGCGGUGGUGGCGAGAAGCUGAAGGAUAUGCCGGAAAAGUACGUGAUGGCGAUUGUCAAUUUUCUCGACUGGCACGUUAACGCAACUGCUGACAUGGAGCGGCUCAACCUCAAGGCGAGCAUCAAGUCCGUGUACUGGCUCUUUCUUAUCCAAUACGCGGCACUGGCCCUCCUUGGAGUAAUUCUCAAUAUUGCAAUUAUCGUGUACAUCAUGUACCAUCGGCUCUACAAGGACGUAACACACUCAUUUCUGAUCAAUCUGGCUCUGUGUCACUUUGUCCAAUGCGCCUUAGUCCUUCCCGUCUCGCUGAUGGUGAUGCUCAUCCAGAACUGGAUCUUCGGGCAGUUCCUAUGCUUUUUUCUUCCCAUGCUACAGGACAUUCCGUUACACGUGGCCAUGAUAUCCCACAUACUGAUUGCCUGGGAUCGCAUGCGCUGGCUGAACGAUCCGCUGAAGGGCCGACUGCCGGGCUUCGUUUGCUGCUGUGCUACCUGGCUGACUGGAAUGGUGAUUGCCCUGCCCUACCCCAUAUACACUUUCUACGUGGAACUGGGGGACUACAUGCCCCAGCUUGCCGGGAUCGGGUUGUGCGUAGUCAACCUGAUGGACGACAUGCAGGAGUACACCAGAGGCCUGUUCUUACUCAUGUACUGCGGCCCAGCCAUCCUGCUGUCGUACCUCUACAUCCGCACAUCCCAGGAGCUGCGUCCGCCGGAGGGCCCCUUUGCGGUCAUGAUGUACGAGCACCGAGCGGACCUGCGGAUGCGCCAGCGUCACUCUUCCACAUCGUCGGCGGAGCCGCGCACCCUCAGCGGCGGAGGCGUGGCUGGACUGAGCAACGGAAAUCAUGCGAGCACCAGAUCCUAUGACCUGUACAGCGCCGAGCUGGACGUCCAUCGGGAGAAGCGAAAGCAGCGGAACUUCGGGAGCAUGGCCGCCACUCAAGUGGUCUGCGUGUGCCCCUUGAUGAUCCUUCGCUUUGCGCGGCUUUCGCUGGAGGAGACGUAUGAGAAUCAGAAGCACUUUGACUUCACCUACCUGAUGUUCGUGUGGGUCGCCUUCCUGCCCACCGUGAUCUUCCCCUGCAUCUACGCAUCGCAGAUACUUCCCAGGGAUGAGCAGGAGCGUCUAAGGGGCUACUUCCGCCUCUCCUCGAAGAGGACGCAGAAGAGCCAGCGGCGCCGCGAUGUGGGACGCAGAUCGGUUGGCGGAUCCCGCGAAGACUCCAUCGAGAAGGACGAACCCACCAACACCACCACCAUCCAGGGACACCAGGGACAGCCCGAGCCGCAGCUCAAGCACCCUCCCAAGGUGCGCUAUGAGCGGAGUGCGGGACUGGGCCAUGGAUCGUCCGGUGAUCGGUACAGCGGAACCCCCUACAGACAGGGCAAGGAUAGAGAGAGGGAUCGGGAGAGAGAUAGGGAGCGGGAUAGGGAUAGAGACAGAGAAAGGGAUAGGGAUAGGGAGAGAGAGAGGGAGCGUAUGAGAGGCGGGCGCGGCCCUGGGGACGCUGGGGUGGUCAACAAUCUGGGCAAGGACGUGCGCGGCAAGAAGCACGAUGUGAAGAUCAACAUCAUAUCUGACGGAGGACACGCCAGCAGCCACCUCCAUCCGCAUGCCCAUCGAAAGCACCCCGGGAGCAGCAGCGGCAGCAGCAACCGAAGCAGACCGACGCCCAAUCAUCGGCACGGAAGCGGUAGCGGCACUCUACGCAGUGCAGAAUGCAUGUCGGGGAUCACCGCCUCUUCCUACUGCAAUGGGAAUGGGAACGUGAACACGAGCAUACUGGACGACAGCAGCACCAGCAACUAUGGCGACGGCGAGGAGAGCUCGGUGGUGAGCAGCAUGAUGGUUCCUCCGCAGCGCUGGCCGGGAUUGGGGCCAGUAGGACCCGGGGCGGGGUUGCGACACAAAGACGUUUCCUUCAGCGAGUGCAGCAGCACCUUCUCGUCCAGCACCUUAGACCGCGACUUGGAGAUAAUGGACCAGCUUGAGCGUGAGCGCAGCAUGGACAUCCAAGAGAUGCUGCAGCGGGAGCAGCAACGCGAGCAGCGGGAAAAGAGCCGCCACAGCGGAGGGCGCCAGCUGCCGGACAUAGAGAAGCUCUACGCCCAGCGCUCGCCGAAGGCCAAGCGCGAGGCGCCCUACGGCUACGACAAGGCCGCGCUGGCCCUGGUCCUACCCGGCAACGACCCCCUUAGCAGCCUCUCGGGCAGCAGCCAGCCCACGGAGCUUAGCAUGUGCUCUUCCCUGCAGGACCCCAGCCUGGAGCAGGAGCAGGAGCAUCGACUCGAGCGCAGGGAUCGGGAGCUGGACGAGGAGGAGGUGGUGCCACCGGACUUCUAUGACAACUACACCCCGGGCGGGGCCCAGAACCUUCCCCCAGCUGUCGCCCAGGCAGUCGUCAUCGAUGCCCAAGCUGUCGCACCUGCUCCACCGCCCGCCUAUCAGUAUCAGUACAGUCGCAACCGGCCAAGCCGGAAAAGCUCCACAGGGUCGCACCACCCCCACGCGGGCGGGGUCAUGUCAUCGCGUGGUUCCAAGCGGGACAGCUUCAACUCGCUAAACGGCACCGACCUCAUCGCCGGCGCUUUCUGCGAGCUGGAUCCGACGCAGCCGCUAAACAAGAUGGCCGUCAUCGAGGGUCGCAUGCGCCGCAGCAGUCCCCGGAACGCAAGCUUCAGCUCCGGCUCGGGCUCUGGAUCCGGCCGGAGCUCAAUGAAGUCCUCGUCGCGCGACUACGGCCACGGAUCGUCAUCGCACUCGGCCCAUCCCGAGCUCGACUUCAGGGAGAAUAUUUUCGCCGAGCUGUAAGAUGUACCAUGAGGAGAAAUGAGAUGAGGAAUUGCAGAGAAGGGAGUAAGGAAACGGAACGAAAAGCUUUAGCCUGUUGUUUGUUGCGGGAAAUAUGCCCGAGAUGUUUUUGUGGAUGCAGUCAGGAUAAGAAUGAAGUAUGUUGGUAUUCACGUAUUAGGUUCUACCUUCUACAGGAUACACAAUAUUCAUGGCGAUUGAAGCAGGGCCAUUAAAGGUACAGCGAAGUUUGCUCAGAGAAUUGUUAGGCGAUUAAUCAAGCACUAGAAAAAUAUUGGAAAAAACUCAAAAGAUAAAAAAGAUAAAAAAAAUACUACAGAUAACCGAAACAGAUAAAAAUAAAGAUACUGGUACAGAUACAGAGGAUAUGCAUA
Molecule: messenger RNA, 3919 nt
Organism: Drosophila pseudoobscura
Lineage: Eukaryota; Metazoa; Arthropoda; Insecta; Diptera; Drosophilidae
Product: filaggrin
Exons: 7
Coding region: 648-3545 (965 amino acids)
Biological process (GO): neuropeptide signaling pathway
Cellular component (GO): plasma membrane
Molecular function (GO): neuropeptide receptor activity
Source: RefSeq, a predicted model, not a curated record